Messenger RNA from Malania oleifera, 1151 nucleotides. RefSeq names its product probable E3 ubiquitin-protein ligase ATL44. NCBI's taxonomy places the organism in Eukaryota, Viridiplantae, Streptophyta, Magnoliopsida, Santalales, Ximeniaceae. The transcript has a single exon. The record is from RefSeq and is a predicted model, not a curated record. Bases 495 to 1094 code for a protein of 199 amino acids.
UUCUGUUCUGAACUCUUAUUUUUCAGUUUGGCUAUAAUUUGUAGAACAAUUCAAAUGAAAAUUGUACCAAAUGAAAGAUUGGCGUGAGCAUACAAGCACAUGAUGGCAUAAGCUUGACCUAAGCAUAAAUUGCAGAUUGCUUUAAUUCUAACAACUGCUGUUUGUCAAUUGUCAUGGAUGAUAAAUAGACCAUGUCUGGUGUGCACUCACAGCUUUAGUUGCCCUCUAUCAUAGGGCGAGUACGUGCCUCUUUUUUCAAUACUAGCCCCAGGCACUGAUCCAUGAGCGUUCCCCACUAGCAUUCCUCCCCUAAUCUCUCUCUCCACUCUCUCUCUCUCUCUCUCUCUCUCUCUUGGAUUUAAUAAUUUGAUUGUUGACUUCUUGUGACAAUGCUAAUCUUUCCUCUAUAGCUAGCUUUCCUCUCCUAUUUAUUUUUCAUUUACUUUUAAUAUCUUCCUUUCCUUUUGUCAUCUGAGUGAAUAUAGCAAGUCAGGAUGAUUACUGCCAGAAAUACUCCAAGGCUGCUGAGAGCCCUUAACUACUCAGCUCCACCACCCGAGUCUGUUGUGGCGGAGUCUGACUUGGUGGUGAUUCUGGCUGCUCUACUUUGUGCUCUCAUAUGCUUGGCGGGGCUUAUUGCAGUGGUUCGGUGUGCAUGGCUGCGGCAGAGCUCUGCAGGCGGAGAGCUCGGAGGCCAUUCGGAGGAAAUAUUGCAUAAUAAUAAUAACAACAGGAGAGGACUGAAGAAGAAGGUGGUGGAAUCCCUUCCAAAAAUCAGCUACGACGGCCGUGAUGAGUACAAGGGUGGUGGGGGCGCACUGAGGGUGGGGGAAGAGUGUGGGAUAUGCUUGGCGGAGUAUGGGGAUGGGGAGGAGAUAAGGGUGCUGCCGCCGUGCAGUCACAGCUUCCAUGUUAGAUGCAUCGAUACCUGGCUUGCUUCUCACUCCUCUUGCCCCUCCUGCCGUCGCCAAAUUCUCCUCCUACGCCUCCCUGCCUGUCAGAAAUGCGGCCAUUCCCCAGCUGCCACAGCCAAUAUCUCUGGCUGCGUUGAGGCCAGAAGAGAUCAUGCCUACCCUCCUGCCUUUUUACCUUGAAACCACCAUACCAUGCUCACCAACACCCCCCCCCCCCCCUCCCCCUCCACCUCCACC